Messenger RNA from Pan troglodytes (chimpanzee), 3970 nucleotides. It is a transcript of the gene NKRF, whose product is annotated as NFKB repressing factor. Gene Ontology annotation, cellular component: nucleoplasm; nucleolus. The record is from RefSeq and is a predicted model, not a curated record. Gene Ontology annotation, biological process: negative regulation of DNA-templated transcription. Lineage: Eukaryota; Metazoa; Chordata; Mammalia; Primates; Hominidae. The transcript is spliced from 5 exons. The coding region runs from base 884 to 2956 and encodes 690 amino acids. Gene Ontology annotation, molecular function: RNA polymerase II cis-regulatory region sequence-specific DNA binding.
CUCACAACCCCGGACGGCACGCGGGUAGGUAGGCUAGAACCUAGAGGAGGGGAGCAGAGCGUGCUGGGGUCUUUUAUCGCUCUCCGCGCAGUGCGUGGGUCUGCGGAUCCGUGGAGGUGCGGAGCCUGACUCGGCCUCCCCGGCUCGCGCGUGAGUGCGGCGGAAGCCCUUCUGCUCCUCCACGAGUUAGAGGAGUGUAGGGGACGUGCAUCCCAGUGUCGGGACGCGAGCUCGUGCUCCUCUUUUCCUCCUAACGGUGGCCCCCACGCACACACUCCAGUCCCCCCGAGAGUUGAUCUUCUCCCCUCAGCGCGCCCCUCCUUACCCGGCCCCUCCCACCGGCCCCCCGUUUCCGCCCGCUUGCUAGCUGCCUAGCUCGCGGUCUGUAGUCGGCUUCGUCCCUGGGGUCCCUGCUUGGGGGCGGAGAAGAUGGCUGGAGGACGUCUGCUGUUGGGGGGCGACUUCCUGUCGCCGCCGCCGCUGCCCCCCCUCCCGCCGCCGCCGCUGCCGCCCCUCCCGCCGCCCCCGCCCGAGCCAGUGCUGGAGCAGUGGCGCUAUAGCCACGAAAGUGACUGGCAGUGGGCUCUGCGGCGCAGCUUCAUCUGUCGGCACCUGCACAGCUAUCCCGGGGCUGCCCUCGACCAGCUCCUCGCGCUCUCCGCCGCCUGGACCAACCACGUCUUCCUGGGCUGCAGGUGGCGUUUCAUUCUUGUUGCCCAGGCUGGAGUGCAAUCGUGCGAUCUUGGCUCACUGCAACGUCCACCUCCUGGGUUCAAGCGAUUCUCCUGCCUCAGCCUCCAGAGUAGCUGGGAUUACAGAAUAAUGACAUGGUUCCUUCCAUCCUCCAAAGGUGACCAAUAAUAGUUUGUACAGCCCACGCUUGAUGGAAAAAAUUCUCCAAAUGGCUGAAGGUAUUGAUAUUGGGGAGAUGCCUUCAUAUGAUCUGGUGCUGUCCAAGCCUUCCAAAGGUCAAAAACGCCACCUCUCAACAUGUGAUGGUCAAAAUCCUCCUAAAAAGCAAGCCGGUUCCAAAUUCCAUGCGAGACCUCGUUUUGAGCCUGUACAUUUUGUAGCUAGUAGUUCAAAAGAUGAAAGACAGGAAGAUCCUUAUGGCCCUCAAACAAAAGAGGUAAAUGAACAAACACAUUUUGCCAGCAUGCCAAGAGACAUCUACCAAGAUUAUACUCAAGACUCUUUCAGUAUACAAGAUGGGAAUUCUCAGUAUUGUGAUUCAUCAGGAUUCAUUCUCACAAAAGACCAGCCUGUAACAGCCAACAUGUAUUUUGACAGUGGGAACCCUGCCCCAAGCACCACAUCACAGCAGGCAAACUCUCAGUCAACUCCUGAGCCUUCACCAUCACAGACAUUUCCCGAGUCUGUGGUAGCCGAGAAGCAGUAUUUUAUUGAAAAAUUAACGGCGACAAUCUGGAAGAACCUUUCUAAUCCAGAAAUGACUUCUGGAUCUGAUAAAAUUAAUUAUACAUAUAUGUUAACUCGUUGUAUUCAGGCGUGUAAGACAAAUCCUGAGUAUAUAUAUGCUCCUUUAAAGGAAAUUCCUCCUGCCGACAUCCCCAAAAAUAAAAAACUUCUAACUGAUGGCUAUGCUUGUGAAGUUAGAUGCCAAAAUAUCUACUUAACUACAGGUUAUGCUGGCAGCAAGAAUGGGUCCAGGGAUCGAGCUACAGAGCUAGCUGUAAAACUCUUGCAGAAACGUAUUGAAGUUAGAGUUGUCCGGCGGAAAUUCAAGCAUACAUUUGGAGAGGACCUCGUGGUGUGUCAGAUUGGCAUGUCCUCCUAUGAAUUUCCUCCAGCUCUGAAGCCACCAGAAGACCUGGUGGUGCUGGGUAAAGAUGCUUCCGGGCAGCCAAUUUUUAAUGCUUCUGCCAAACACUGGACCAAUUUUGUCAUUACAGAAAAUGCAAAUGAUGCAAUUGGUAUCCUUAACAAUUCUGCCUCAUUCAACAAGAUGUCAAUUGAAUACAAAUAUGAGAUGAUGCCAAAUCGCACAUGGCGUUGUCGAGUGUUUUUACAAGAUCACUGCUUAGCUGAAGGUUAUGGAACCAAGAAAACAAGUAAACAUGCAGCUGCCGACGAGGCUUUGAAAAUUCUUCAAAAAACACAGCCCACUUAUCCAUCUGUCAAAAGUUCACAAUGCCAUACAGGCUCUUCACCCAGAGGAUCUGGAAAGAAGAAAGAUAUAAAGGAUCUUGUAGUUUAUGAGAAUUCUUCAAAUCCCGUGUGCACACUGAACGACACAGCUCAGUUUAACCGAAUGACAGUUGAGUAUGUCUAUGAAAGGAUGACAGGCCUCCGCUGGAAAUGCAAAGUGAUUCUAGAGAGUGAAGUAAUUGCAGAAGCAGUUGGGGUGAAGAAAACUGUCAAAUAUGAAGCUGCUGGGGAAGCUGUGAAAACCCUCAAAAAGACCCAGCCAACUGUCAUUAACAACUUGAAGAAAGGAGCUGUUGAAGAUGUGAUUUCAAGAAAUGAAAUUCAGGGCCGCUCAGCAGAGGAGGCUUACAAACAGCAAAUCAAAGAAGAUAAUAUUGGAAAUCAGCUGCUGAGAAAGAUGGGUUGGACUGGUGGUGGUUUAGGUAAAUCUGGUGAGGGCAUACGGGAGCCUAUCUCAGUGAAAGAGCAGCAUAAGCGGGAAGGGCUUGGUCUGGAUGUAGAGAGGGUGAAUAAAAUUGCCAAGAGAGAUAUUGAACAGAUCAUCAGAAACUACGCCCGCUCCGAGAGCCACACAGAUUUGACUUUCUCUAGAGAGCUGACUAAUGACGAACGGAAGCAAAUACAUCAGAUUGCCCAGAAGUAUGGUCUUAAGAGUAAGUCUCAUGGGGUGGGCCAUGAUAGGUACCUAGUGGUAGGUAGAAAAAGACGGAAGGAAGACCUACUAGAUCAGCUCAAACAGGAAGGCCAAGUGGGCCAUUACGAGCUUGUUAUGCCUCAAGCAAAUUGAGAUCUUAGUAAUUUAUUUUGUAAAUGCCUAAUGAGGCAGAUUUUUGAAUUAAAGAAAUGCUACAUGUUCCGGUUGCAGAGUAUAUUCAUAAGAUGUCUCACCUUGUUCAUUUCACAUAGUGGUUUAUUAGAUAUUGGAACCUAAAGAAUUCUGUCCACUUGUAUUAGCUUAAUCCAGCAGAUGAUAUUGUGCAGUUACUGUUUGUGUCUUUGAUAUUGCUGUGUCCCUCAGAUUUUAGUAGUUUGACAAGCAAGAACACAUAUCCAAAUGGAAUUUUACCCUGAGAAAUUAUCAUUUUAAAGGGCAUAGCACAGCGAUCUGCAACAAUAUGUAAAGUUGAUAUUGACUACAAUAAAAAUCCAGUCUUAAUUCCAGAUUUACUGAAAAUGUCAGAUCAUUUUGUAUUAAUCUAUUUUCAUCUUUGUGUGAAGCCAGUUAUAGAAUGUUUGACAAUAAAUUGUGCUGUACACGUAAAUGUCCUUACCAACUAAAUGAUGUAAAACUUUCUUAAAGUAAUUUUAGUGUUCAUUUAUUUAUAACUUCUACCGUGUGAUUUCCAGACUAUUGGAAGUGAUUUACUGUAUCUUGUGAUAUAUGGGUUUUAACAAAUUCUAGUCUUCACGCUGAGAGAGCACUACUUGAGAGAGCAGUUGAAAGUUUCAAAAACUUUGGUUCAAUCUGAAGAAAGGAAGCUUGAACUGUUUGUUCUUGGUGCCUUGCAGAGAGACUCACAGCAACUCUCCAUUAUAGCUUUCACACGGUUUGGAUGUGCAGCACAUCCAAGGCAACCACAGCUGUGGUAGAGCUUGGUAAAAGACUGAAGAUACAUUGGUGCUUUGAUGAAAAGGUCAGUUGGCUGGUCCCUCUCUCAAAAAGCUUAUUAAGCCUGAAAAGCCAACUUUGUAACAUAUUUAAAACUGCUAUUUUCGCUUAUUUCUGGAAUGUAAAAAAAAAAAUGUAUAAAAAGAAUUAGUGUAUGCUUCCUGAAUAAAAAGGAGCCAAAGUUGAUCAGAA